Molecule: messenger RNA, 1428 nt
Organism: Cryptomeria japonica (Japanese cedar)
Lineage: Eukaryota; Viridiplantae; Streptophyta; Pinopsida; Cupressales; Cupressaceae
Product: galactinol synthase 4-like
Exons: 4
Coding region: 69-1052 (327 amino acids)
Molecular function (GO): glycosyltransferase activity
Source: RefSeq, a predicted model, not a curated record
UUCUUUUCGGAUUUGUUAAAGUACUGAUCAUAGCUACACAGUUUCCUUGUGAAAUCUUUGCCGCAAAGAUGGCCUCGCCUAACUGCGGUUACUCCAAAAGAGCCUUUGUUACAUUUCUUGCUGGAUCAGGAGAUUACAUUAAAGGUGUAAUCGGCCUUGCCAAAGGACUGAGGAAGGUCAAGAGUUUGUAUCCUCUGGUCGUGGCGGUCUUACCAGAUGUUCCACACGACCACAGGUUACAAUUGCGUAACCAGGGUUGUAUCGUUCGAGAGAUCGAGCCCAUUAAUCCUCCUGAGAAUCAAGUCCAGUUCGCCAUGGCCUAUUAUGUUCUCAAUUACUCCAAAUUGCGCAUCUGGGAGUUUGAGGAAUUCAGCAAAAUGCUGUAUCUGGAUGCCGACAUUCAAGUCUUCGACAACAUCGAUAAUCUAUUCGACAUGCCAGAUGGGUAUUUUUAUGCUGUCAUGGACUGUUUCUGUGAGAAGACAUGGAGUCAUACUCCUCAAUAUAAGAUUGGAUACUGCCAGCAGUGCCCCGACAAGGUGACGUGGCCUGCUCAGUUGGAGCAAGAGCGCCCUGCUCUGUAUUUCAAUGCCGGAAUGUUUGUGUUUGAACCCAGUAAAUUAACCCUGGAGAAAAUGCUGGAAUCUCUCAUGUCUACCCCUCCAACGCCCUUUGCAGAGCAGGAUUUCUUGAACAUGUAUUUUCAAAAGCAGUACAAACCAAUCCCUUUGACGUACAAUCUGGUGCUGGCUAUGUUAUGGCGGCAUCCGGAGAAUGUCGACAUUGAGAGUGUUAAAGUCGUGCAUUAUUGUGCUGCGGGUUCGAAACCGUGGAGGUUCACCGGCAAGGAGGAAAACAUGGAGAGGGAAGAUAUCAAGACAUUGGUGGACAAAUGGUGGGAAAUCUUCAAUGACGAAUCGCUUGAGUUGAGAUCAAAUGACAGAAAUGCAGAGGGAAAGAGGAGAUAUGAAGCAGAACAGGACACUCCUCAGGCUUUGCGUGGUGAAAUGCCUAAGCGAGCACACAUAUUGCCUGCUCCACCAGCAGCCUGAGAAAAAAUAUCUCAUUCUGCCAUGACAGACAGACAUUAUAUAACAAUAUGUGAAUUAUAAUAGAUAGUGAUGAACUUGUAAAUAGAAAGACAAGUAGCAGACUCUGUUUUACUCAGUCAGAGGAAAAACAAAUUGUUUUGAUUUUUUGGGGGAAAGGAUGCGCACAGCCGCCUAUGCUUUCUUUCCUCGAUAAAAAUUCACCAUAUUUAACUGUACAAUUUCAUAAAUAUUGCAUUGAUCUUUUGCCCAUUCAAUCGGAUGUCAAUUGAAUUCGGAGAUUGUUCUGUAAGUUCACCAUGAUUGCCAUAUGAGCUCGGCAAAUUCACUUUUGUAAAUUCAAAUAUAAUUUAUCCGAUCGAUGCUUUGUUUAUUUUUA